AUGUUUCUUGCGCCUGCAGGAAAUGAGAAACAUGCUCACGAAAAACCACCAAAACGCCUUCAAGAAGAAAAUACCAUCUUACAAACGACGACGAUGAGGCUCUUCCCAUCUUCAUCAGCGCCAACGACAUCAUAUUUGGUGUCAAUACUACUACUCUCUUGUGGGAGGGCAGUAUUGGCAGCAGAAAAAAAACGUAUUCCAGAUGUACCAAGAAGUAAAGAAACAACAACAGCCUCUCCAGGAGAUGACAAACGAAAACAACAACCUAGGUUGCACAACGUGGAUUUAUUGAAGGAUGAAGACGAAUUUUGGUUCAGUCGAAAUGCAUUGGAAAUUACUUCCCUGCAAGAAAUUGCUCCGACUUCUAGUCCAACAACUCUAUCGCCAUCUGCAACACCAUCAGCUACACCGACUGGUUGUAGCUAUUUGAUUGACGAAUGCCCAUCGAAAUGUUGGGAAGUGAACGAAGACGAUCGACCACCAACAUGCGCUUCGAUUGGACAAGCCUUUCCGUUUCUAUCGAACUGUAAUUCGCUUCCCUUUAUGUUCACGGAAUGUCCCGAAUGUUGUCCAGAUGCAUGCUUAGACGACAAUCGAGAUAAGGAAGGUUGUGAUCCAACGCCCAUGCCAUCCCCAGCACCAUCGGCAAUUCCGAGUGCCAUGCCAUCAGAAUGCUCGGAAGUGAUAAUUGUAUGUCCUUCUGAUACCUGCUUUCUGCCUAGAGGGGAUACAUCUCGUCCACCGGAUUGUGAAGAUGGUGAUCCAUGUGACGUUUUACCGCAGCCAACCAACGGAGGAUGUUCGUGCUGCCCACUCGAGUGUGCACCAGACAAUCCUAUGUUCAAUCCAUCACCUGAUGGAAGUCCUCCAGUAUGCUCUCCAACGACAAUGCCAUCACCGAUACCGACACCGGGUCCAUCAAAGGCACCAACUUCGGAUCCAUCAUCAGAACCAUCCCCAUCGCCCAGUAUGAUGCCGUCGGAAUGCUCUGAUUUGAUUGAAGGCUGCCCUUAUGACUCGUGUUUCCUAGCACAAAGGGACCCAUCACGGCCACUGGAUUGUACUGAUCCCAGCGUUGGAAGGUCGGAAUGUGAUGCUGUCCCACCACCAGAAGGGAUCAACUGUCCAAUUUGUUGCGCAAGUGACUGCCGAGCUGACCAUCCAAUGUUCAGCCAUUCUCCCGAUGGAUCGCCACCAGAGUGCUCACCAACUAUGAUGCCAUCACCAUUGCCAUCACCAGAGCCGUCUCCCGCGCCGACACCCUGUGCUGAAAUUCUUGAGAAUUGUCCGGCUACGUGUUUCAGUGCUGAUUUUGAUAUCCGCCCAACCAGCUGUGCCCUAUUACAACGAGAAGAUUGCGACCAAAUCCCACUCCCAAUGGACUGCCCGACAUGCUGUCCAACGCGUUGUUUGACUUUUGAUCCUGAUCAUUGUGGAGCCCCGACACCCUUGCCAUCACCAGUCCCAUCAGUUGUACCAAGUGAUAUGCCAUCCGACUGUGGGAAAGUCAUUGAGCAAUGUCCAUUUGCAUCAUGCUUCUUACCGUACAACGAUCCUAUGCGUCCAGGUGAAUGUUCUAGCUCGCAGAUCCGUCGUGAAGACUGUGACGUUCUUCCAUUUCCCUCAGGAUGUCCUGAAUGCUGCCCUUUUGAGUGUCGGCCUGACCACCCCAUGUUCACAGCCUCAGAAGAUGGAUCACCACCAGUUUGUUCUCCAACAAUGAUGCCCACGACUAAUCCAUCCAGUACCCCUUCCAAUGUUCCCAGUGCAAUGCCAUCGGACUGCGCGGAAAUCAUUGAUCAAUGUCCGCAUGAUACAUGUUUCCUACCAUUGGACGACGAAUCGAGACCACGUGAUUGUAUUGAUCCAAUGGUCGAUCGAGAAGAUUGUAAUGUGCUACCUUUUCCAGAUGGCUGUCCAGUAUGCUGUCCCGUUGAAUGCAGUCCCGAACACCCAAUGUUUAGUGAUAGACCAGAUGGAAAUCCUCCGGCUUGCUCACCUACCAUGAUGCCAAGCCCCAUUCCGACGUCAAUACCAUCAACCAGCCCAUCAGUUGUACCAUCAUCAGUCCCAUCCAUUCAAGCAUCAUCUACACCAUCAAAAAAUACAGAUUCGCCGACAGCUGUAUCGGAUGGUCCAAGUGUGUCACCAAGUGCAAUGCCUUCCGACUGUGUGGACGUCAUUGAUCGAUGUCCAUAUGCAAGUUGUUUCCUACCUUUCGACGACCCUGCUCGACCAGCGGAAUGUACCAGCUCAGAGAUCAUGAGGUCAGAUUGCAAUGUUGUUCCAACUCCGCCAGAGCUUGGAUGCCCGGAAUGCUGCGCAUACGAGUGUCGACCGAAUAACCCAAUGUUCACAGACUGUUCACCGACAAUGCUACCAUCACCAUCGCCCAGUUCUAGUCCAUCGACAGCACCGUCUCUUGCACCUUCGAUGGAACCUACUAUAAUGCAGUCGGAUACACCAUCGUUAGAGCCUUCGCCAGCCCCAACGUCUUGCAGCUACUUGAUUGAUGAGUGUCCAGAAGCCUGUUGGAACAUAGAUCCCGCGCAACGGUAUCCAGCAUGCGUGGACUUCAAUCGACCUGAUUGUGAUGAUUUGCCAUUUGACGCAGAAGGUUGUCCAGAGUGCUGUCCAAAUCAAUGCCUCAACCCAGAGGACAGAAUCAACUGCAGUCCAACACCAGUGCCAUCUCCGGUACCAUCUUUGGCCCCUUCCUCUGUACCUUCACCGAAACCGUCAUCAACGCCAUCGGCAGAACCUUCACCAGGACCUUCGCUACAGCCCAGUGCUAUGCCUACAUCUUGCAGCCAUUUGAUUGAUGAGUGUCCUACUGCAUGUUGGGAAGUAGAUCCAAGUGAUAGACCGGCCAGCUGUGCAUCAGUUGGAAGUACAGUCUGCAGAAAUAUUCCAACGCCAAUUGGUGUCACCUGCAACUGUUGUCCAGAUGAGUGCCUCAACCCUAAACAUCGAGUAGAUUGCAGCCCUACGCCGCUUCCGUCACCAGUUCCAUCCAGUGAUCCUACACCAAUGCCUACAGCAGCGCCUACAUUAUUGGAAACCCAAAAGCCAAGUAAUACCCCAAGUAUGAUGCCAUCAGAAUGCGCCAAUGUCAUUGAGCGUUGCCCGUUUGAUGUAUGCUUCCUUCCAUAUUCAGACCCAAGCAGACCAGCUGACUGUACUGGAUCGGAAAUAAAAAGACCAGAUUGUGAUGUAUUGCCAUUCCCUGAUGGAUGUCCCAGAUGUUGUCCAUUUGAAUGUCGACCUGACAGCCCAAUGUUUGAUAUCCAGCCGGAUGGGAGUCCUCCUAUCUGCUCACCUACCAUGAUGCCAUCACCCUCCCCUUCGUCCGAGCCAUCAAUCAAUGCUUCCGUUGGUCCUUCUGCUACACCGUCAGAGGCGCCCACGGCUUGCAGUCACUUGAUCGACGAGUGCCCAGUGGCAUGUUGGGAGACUGAUUCCAGUGACCGUCCACCAAGUUGUGCAUCGACUGGAGAUACAUUAUGUAAUGCGUUGCCCCUUCCUAUUGGGAUACCCUGUGCGUGUUGUCCAGAUAGAUGUUUGGAUCCUCAAGAUCGAAUCGACUGCAGUCCGACGCCGCUACCAUCUCCUGUACCAUCAGCAGCUCCAUCGGCUUCACCAUCUUUGGUUCCGUCUGUGGCACCUACAGACCGACCAUCACCGAUUCCAUCACCAGGUCCAACAGUGCUACCAUCGCCACUACCGUCUCCUGAACCAAGUGCAACGCCAACAUCGUGCAGUCAUUUGAUCGACGAGUGUCCUAUUGCAUGCUGGGAGACUGACCCCAACGACCGUCCUUUGAGUUGUGCAUCUAUUGGAAGUACUCUUUGCAGAAACAUUCCACUGCCACCGGGCAUCGUUUGUGACUGCUGUCCGGACGAGUGUCUCGAUCCUCAAGAGAAACUCAAUUGCAGCCCAACACCAGUACCAUCACCAGUACCAUCUUCAGAACCUACACUGGCGGCUGUCAUUCUGAUGGAGACAACGAAGCCGAGUAACAGCCCGAGCAUGAUGCCAUCAGAAUGUGCAGAUGUCAUUGAUCGAUGUCCAUUUGACGCGUGCUUCCUUCCUUACACAGAUGCCAGUAGACCUGGCGACUGUACUGGAUCACAAAUAAGACGUCCCGACUGUGAUAUGCUACCAUUCCCCGAUGGAUGUCCAAGGUGUUGUCCGUAUGAAUGUCGCCCCGAUAGUCCAAUGUUUGACAUUCAACCAAACGGAGAACCUCCGGUAUGCUUGCCUACCAUGGUCCCAUCGCCGUCGCCUUCAUUGGAGCCAUCCAUCGAAGCUUCUGUUGGUCCAUCGGCUACACCAUCGGAUACUCCCACAGCUUGCAGUCAUCUGAUUGACGAGUGUCCAGUGGCGUGUUGGGAGAUCAACCCCAAUGACCGUCCAGCAAGUUGUGCGUCGACUGGAAAUACGAUCUGCAAUCUAUUGCCACUACCAGCUGGAGUCAACUGCGACUGUUGUCCCGACCACUGCUUGAAUCCUCAAGACAGAAUUGACUGUAGUCCGACGCCAUUGCCGUCACCGAUUCCGUCACCUGGUCCAACAGACUUACCAUCCUUGAUUCCAUCAUCGAAGCCAACAGAUCUACCUUCCCCGGUUCCAUCCCCAGGCCCAACAGCGCUACCAUCACCUCUACCAACAGGAGAGCCAACGCUUUUGCCUACUGACCUACCAAGUCCUGUUCCAUCGGCCAUGCCCACUGAAUGCUCAUACUUGAUUGACAAAUGUCCAACGGCGUGCUUCGAAUCUGAUCCGUUCAUGAGGCCUCCAUUGUGUCUUGAUUUUGGUCGGCCAGAUUGUGAUGCCUUACCAUUUGACGAAGGCGGUUGUCCAGAGUGUUGUCCAACAGAGUGUCAUGGAGCAAAGGACCGAGUAGAUUGCAGCCCUACGCCGCUUCCGUCACCUGUACCGUCGUCAAAACCAUCAGAUAUGCCUUCGUCUAAGCCAUCUACACAACCUUCAAUAUUACCAUCGAUAUCGGCUUCAGUUACUCCAACAAACGUUCAAUCGUCAGAGCCAUCCAUUGCGACCUCUGGGCGUCCAUCACAGAUACCUUCCAAGAAUCCAACAGCAAAUCCUUCUAAGGCUCCUUCUGGAAUACCAUCAUCUACACCAACAUCAGGCCCAACAUCAUGUAGCCACUUGAUUGACAAGUGUCCUACUGCAUGUUGGGAAGUAGAUCCAAGUGAUAGACCGGCCAGCUGUGCAUCAGUUGGAAGUACAGUCUGCAGAAAUAUUCCACUGCCACCUGGAGUUGCUUGUAAUUGUUGUCCGGAUGAGUGUCUCGAUCCCCAGGACAGAGUCAAUUGCAGCCCUACACAACUACCGUCACCUGUUCCUACAGAAACCACGCAAUCGCCUUCAGUUCUACCUAGUACAGACCAAAGUAUGAUGCCAUCAGAAUGCGCCAAUGUCAUUGAGCGUUGCCCGUUUGAUGUAUGCUUCCUUCCAUAUUCAGACCCAAGCAGACCAGCUGACUGUACUGGAUCGGAAAUAAAAAGACCAGAUUGUGAUGUAUUGCCAUUCCCUGAUGGAUGUCCCAGAUGUUGUCCAUUUGAAUGUCGACCUGACAGCCCAAUGUUUGAUAUCCAGCCGGAUGGGAGUCCUCCUAUCUGCUCACCUACCAUGAUGCCAUCACCCUCCCCUUCGUCCGAGCCAUCAAUCAAUGCUUCCGUUGGUCCUUCUGCUACACCGUCAGAGGCGCCCACGGCUUGCAGUCACUUGAUCGACGAGUGCCCAGUGGCAUGUUGGGAGACUGAUUCCAGUGACCGUCCACCAAGUUGUGCAUCGACUGGAGAUACAUUAUGUAAUGCGUUGCCCCUUCCUAUUGGGAUACCCUGUGCGUGUUGUCCAGAUAGAUGUUUGGAUCCUCAAGAUCGAAUCGACUGCAGUCCGACGCCGCUACCAUCUCCUGUACCAUCAGCAGCUCCAUCGGCUUCACCAUCUUUGGUUCCGUCUGUGGCACCUACAGACCGACCAUCACCGAUUCCAUCACCAGGUCCAACAGUGCUACCAUCGCCACUACCGUCUCCUGAACCAAGUGCAACGCCAACAUCGUGCAGUCAUUUGAUCGACGAGUGUCCUAUUGCAUGCUGGGAGACUGACCCCAACGACCGUCCUUUGAGUUGUGCAUCUAUUGGAAGUACUCUUUGCAGAAACAUUCCACUGCCACCGGGCAUCGUUUGUGACUGCUGUCCGGACGAGUGUCUCGAUCCUCAAGAGAAACUCAAUUGCAGCCCAACACCAGUACCAUCACCAGUACCAUCUUCAGAACCUACACUGGCGGCUGUCAUUCUGAUGGAGACAACGAAGCCGAGUAACAGCCCGAGCAUGAUGCCAUCAGAAUGUGCAGAUGUCAUUGAUCGAUGUCCAUUUGACGCGUGCUUCCUUCCUUACACAGAUGCCAGUAGACCUGGCGACUGUACUGGAUCACAAAUAAGACGUCCCGACUGUGAUAUGCUACCAUUCCCCGAUGGAUGUCCAAGGUGUUGUCCGUAUGAAUGUCGCCCCGAUAGUCCAAUGUUUGACAUUCAACCAAACGGAGAACCUCCGGUAUGCUUGCCUACCAUGGUCCCAUCGCCGUCGCCUUCAUUGGAGCCAUCCAUCGAAGCUUCUGUUGGUCCAUCGGCUACACCAUCGGAUACUCCCACAGCUUGCAGUCAUCUGAUUGACGAGUGUCCAGUGGCGUGUUGGGAGAUCAACCCCAAUGACCGUCCAGCAAGUUGUGCGUCGACUGGAAAUACGAUCUGCAAUCUAUUGCCACUACCAGCUGGAGUCAACUGCGACUGUUGUCCCGACCACUGCUUGAAUCCUCAAGACAGAAUUGACUGUAGUCCGACGCCAUUGCCGUCACCGAUUCCGUCACCUGGUCCAACAGACUUACCAUCCUUGAUUCCAUCAUCGAAGCCAACAGAUCUACCUUCCCCGGUUCCAUCCCCAGGCCCAACAGCGCUACCAUCACCUCUACCAACAGGAGAGCCAACGCUUUUGCCUACUGACCUACCAAGUCCUGUUCCAUCGGCCAUGCCCACUGAAUGCUCAUACUUGAUUGACAAAUGUCCAACGGCGUGCUUCGAAUCUGAUCCGUUCAUGAGGCCUCCAUUGUGUCUUGAUUUUGGUCGGCCAGAUUGUGAUGCCUUACCAUUUGACGAAGGCGGUUGUCCAGAGUGUUGUCCAACAGAGUGUCAUGGAGCAAAGGACCGAGUAGAUUGCAGCCCUACGCCGCUUCCGUCACCUGUACCGUCGUCAAAGCCAUCAGAUAUGCCAUCAAAUUUCCCUUCCUCAUCACCUACACUUGAACCAAGUGCUCUGCCAACCUCGUGCAGCCAUUUGAUCGAUGAGUGUCCAAUUUCGUGUUGGGAAAUCAAUCCAGAUGACCGCCCAGUGAGCUGUGCUUCUGUUGGAAAUAGGGUUUGCAAUGCGUUGCCCCUGCCAAUUGGGGUGCCCUGUGCCUGUUGUCCGGAUAAGUGUUUGAAUCCCCAAGACAGAAUCGACUGUAGUCCAACACCAAUACCGUCACCUGUGCCAUCAGCUGGCCCAUCAGCUCUACCAUCAUCAAUCCCAUCUCUAACACCUACCAAUUGGCCAUCGCCUGUGCCAUCACCAGAUCCCACAGUGCUACCAUCGCCUUUGCCGUCGCCUGAGCCCAGUGCAAUGCCAACAUCAUGCAGUCAUCUCAUCGACCAGUGCCCUCCAGCAUGCUGGGAAAAUGAUCCUAGCGAUCGGCCUAUGAGUUGCGCAUCUAUUGGAAGUACAGUCUGCAGAAAUAUUCCAACGCCAAUUGGUGUCACCUGCAACUGUUGUCCAGAUGAGUGCCUCAACCCUAAACAUCGAGUAGAUUGCAGCCCUACGCCGCUUCCGUCACCCGUACCAACCACAGAACCAACCAUACCAAAAGUGAUCAUAUUGGAGACUCAAAAGCCAAGUAAUACCCCAAGUAUGAUGCCAUCAGAAUGCGCCAAUGUCAUUGAGCGUUGCCCGUUUGAUGUAUGCUUCCUUCCAUAUUCAGACCCAAGCAGACCAGCUGACUGUACUGGAUCGGAAAUAAAAAGACCAGAUUGUGAUGUAUUGCCAUUCCCUGAUGGAUGUCCCAGAUGUUGUCCAUUUGAAUGUCGACCUGACAGCCCAAUGUUUGAUAUCCAGCCGGAUGGGAGUCCUCCUAUCUGCUCACCUACCAUGAUGCCAUCACCCUCCCCUUCGUCCGAGCCAUCAAUCAAUGCUUCCGUUGGUCCUUCUGCUACACCGUCAGAGGCGCCCACGGCUUGCAGUCACUUGAUCGACGAGUGCCCAGUGGCAUGUUGGGAGACUGAUUCCAGUGACCGUCCACCAAGUUGUGCAUCGACUGGAGAUACAUUAUGUAAUGCGUUGCCCCUUCCUAUUGGGAUACCCUGUGCGUGUUGUCCAGAUAGAUGUUUGGAUCCUCAAGAUCGAAUCGACUGCAGUCCGACGCCGCUACCAUCUCCUGUACCAUCAGCAGCUCCAUCGGCUUCACCAUCUUUGGUUCCGUCUGUGGCACCUACAGACCGACCAUCACCGAUUCCAUCACCAGGUCCAACAGUGCUACCAUCGCCACUACCGUCUCCUGAACCAAGUGCAACGCCAACAUCGUGCAGUCAUUUGAUCGACGAGUGUCCUAUUGCAUGCUGGGAGACUGACCCCAACGACCGUCCUUUGAGUUGUGCAUCUAUUGGAAGUACUCUUUGCAGAAACAUUCCACUGCCACCGGGCAUCGUUUGUGACUGCUGUCCGGACGAGUGUCUCGAUCCUCAAGAGAAACUCAAUUGCAGCCCAACACCAGUACCAUCACCAGUACCAUCUUCAGAACCUACACUGGCGGCUGUCAUUCUGAUGGAGACAACGAAGCCGAGUAACAGCCCGAGCAUGAUGCCAUCAGAAUGUGCAGAUGUCAUUGAUCGAUGUCCAUUUGACGCGUGCUUCCUUCCUUACACAGAUGCCAGUAGACCUGGCGACUGUACUGGAUCAGAAGUGAAUAGACCAGACUGUGAUAUGCUACCAUUCCCCGAUGGAUGUCCAAGGUGUUGUCCGUAUGAAUGUCGCCCCGAUAGUCCAAUGUUUGACAUUCAACCAAACGGAGAACCUCCGGUAUGCUUGCCUACCAUGGUCCCAUCGCCGUCGCCUUCAUUGGAGCCAUCCAUCGAAGCUUCUGUUGGUCCAUCGGCUACACCAUCGGAUACUCCCACAGCUUGCAGUCAUCUGAUUGACGAGUGUCCAGUGGCGUGUUGGGAGAUCAACCCCAAUGACCGUCCAGCAAGUUGUGCGUCGACUGGAAAUACGAUCUGCAAUCUAUUGCCACUACCAGCUGGAGUCAACUGCGACUGUUGUCCCGACCACUGCUUGAAUCCUCAAGACAGAAUUGACUGUAGUCCGACGCCAUUGCCGUCACCGAUUCCGUCACCUGGUCCAACAGACUUACCAUCCUUGAUUCCAUCAUCGAAGCCAACAGAUCUACCUUCCCCGGUUCCAUCCCCAGGCCCAACAGCGCUACCAUCACCUCUACCAACAGGAGAGCCAACGCUUUUGCCUACUGACCUACCAAGUCCUGUUCCAUCGGCCAUGCCCACUGAAUGCUCAUACUUGAUUGACAAAUGUCCAACGGCGUGCUUCGAAUCUGAUCCGUUCAUGAGGCCUCCAUUGUGUCUUGAUUUUGGUCGGCCAGAUUGUGAUGCCUUACCAUUUGACGAAGGCGGUUGUCCAGAGUGUUGUCCAACAGAGUGUCAUGGAGCAAAGGACCGAGUAGAUUGCAGCCCUACGCCGCUUCCGUCACCUGUACCGUCGUCAAAGCCAUCAGAUAUGCCAUCAAAUUUCCCUUCCUCAUCACCUACACUUGAACCAAGUGCUCUGCCAACCUCGUGCAGCCAUUUGAUCGAUGAGUGUCCAAUUUCGUGUUGGGAAAUCAAUCCAGAUGACCGCCCAGUGAGCUGUGCUUCUGUUGGAAAUAGGGUUUGCAAUGCGUUGCCCCUGCCAAUUGGGGUGCCCUGUGCCUGUUGUCCGGAUAAGUGUUUGAAUCCCCAAGACAGAAUCGACUGUAGUCCAACACCAAUACCGUCACCUGUGCCAUCAGCUGGCCCAUCAGCUCUACCAUCAUCAAUCCCAUCUCUAACACCUACCAAUUGGCCAUCGCCUGUGCCAUCACCAGAUCCCACAGUGCUACCAUCGCCUUUGCCGUCGCCUGAGCCCAGUGCAAUGCCAACAUCAUGCAGUCAUCUCAUCGACCAGUGCCCUCCAGCAUGCUGGGAAAAUGAUCCUAGCGAUCGGCCUAUGAGUUGCGCAUCUAUUGGAAGUACAGUCUGCAGAAAUAUUCCAACGCCAAUUGGUGUCACCUGCAACUGUUGUCCAGAUGAGUGCCUCAACCCUAAACAUCGAGUAGAUUGCAGCCCUACGCCGCUUCCGUCACCCGUACCAACCACAGAACCAACCAUACCAAAAGUGAUCAUAUUGGAGACUCAAAAGCCAAGUAAUACCCCAAGUAUGAUGCCAUCAGAAUGCGCCAAUGUCAUUGAGCGUUGCCCGUUUGAUGUAUGCUUCCUUCCAUAUUCAGACCCAAGCAGACCAGCUGACUGUACUGGAUCGGAAAUAAAAAGACCAGAUUGUGAUGUAUUGCCAUUCCCUGAUGGAUGUCCCAGAUGUUGUCCAUUUGAAUGUCGACCUGACAGCCCAAUGUUUGAUAUCCAGCCGGAUGGGAGUCCUCCUAUCUGCUCACCUACCAUGAUGCCAUCACCCUCCCCUUCGUCCGAGCCAUCAAUCAAUGCUUCCGUUGGUCCUUCUGCUACACCGUCAGAGGCGCCCACGGCUUGCAGUCACUUGAUCGACGAGUGCCCAGUGGCAUGUUGGGAGACUGAUUCCAGUGACCGUCCACCAAGUUGUGCAUCGACUGGAGAUACAUUAUGUAAUGCAUUGCCCCUUCCAAUUGGGAUACCCUGUGCGUGUUGUCCAGAUAGAUGUUUGGAUCCUCAAGAUCGAAUCGACUGCAGUCCGACGCCGCUACCAUCUCCUGUACCAUCAGCAGCUCCAUCGGCUUCACCAUCUUUGGUUCCGUCUGUGGCACCUACAGACCGACCAUCACCGAUUCCAUCACCAGGUCCAACAGUGCUACCAUCGCCACUACCGUCUCCUGAACCAAGUGCAACGCCAACAUCGUGCAGUCAUUUGAUCGACGAGUGUCCUAUUGCAUGCUGGGAGACUGACCCCAACGACCGUCCUUUGAGUUGUGCAUCUAUUGGAAGUACUCUUUGCAGAAACAUUCCACUGCCACCGGGCAUCGUUUGUGACUGCUGUCCGGACGAGUGUCUCGAUCCUCAAGAGAAACUCAAUUGCAGCCCAACACCAGUACCAUCACCAGUACCAUCUUCAGAACCUACACUGGCGGCUGUCAUUCUGAUGGAGACAACGAAGCCGAGUAACAGCCCGAGCAUGAUGCCAUCAGAAUGUGCAGAUGUCAUUGAUCGAUGUCCAUUUGACGCGUGCUUCCUUCCUUACACAGAUGCCAGUAGACCUGGCGACUGUACUGGAUCAGAAGUGAAUAGACCAGACUGUGAUAUGCUACCAUUCCCCGAUGGAUGUCCAAGGUGUUGUCCGUAUGAAUGUCGCCCCGAUAGUCCAAUGUUUGACAUUCAACCAAACGGAGAACCUCCGGUAUGCUUGCCUACCAUGGUCCCAUCGCCGUCGCCUUCAUUGGAGCCAUCCAUCGAAGCUUCUGUUGGUCCAUCGGCUACACCAUCGGAUACUCCCACAGCUUGCAGUCAUCUGAUUGACGAGUGUCCAGUGGCGUGUUGGGAGAUCAACCCCAAUGACCGUCCAGCAAGUUGUGCGUCGACUGGAAAUACGAUCUGCAAUCUAUUGCCACUACCAGCUGGAGUCAACUGCGACUGUUGUCCCGACCACUGCUUGAAUCCUCAAGACAGAAUUGACUGUAGUCCGACGCCAUUGCCGUCACCGAUUCCGUCACCUGGUCCAACAGACUUACCAUCCUUGAUUCCAUCAUCGAAGCCAACAGAUCUACCUUCCCCGGUUCCAUCCCCAGGCCCAACAGCGCUACCAUCACCUCUACCAACAGGAGAGCCAACGCUUUUGCCUACUGACCUACCAAGUCCUGUUCCAUCGGCCAUGCCCACUGAAUGCUCAUACUUGAUUGACAAAUGUCCAACGGCGUGCUUCGAAUCUGAUCCGUUCAUGAGGCCUCCAUUGUGUCUUGAUUUUGGUCGGCCAGAUUGUGAUGCCUUACCAUUUGACGAAGGCGGUUGUCCAGAGUGUUGUCCAACAGAGUGUCAUGGAGCAAAGGACCGAGUAGAUUGCAGCCCUACGCCGCUUCCGUCACCAGUUCCAUCUAGUGAUCCUACACCAAUGCCUACAGCAGCGCCUACAUUAUUGGAAACCCAAAAGCCAAGUAAUACCCCAAGUAUGAUGCCAUCAGAAUGCGCCAAUGUCAUUGAGCGUUGCCCGUUUGAUGUAUGCUUCCUUCCAUAUUCAGACCCAAGCAGACCAGCUGACUGUACUGGAUCGGAAAUAAAAAGACCAGAUUGUGAUGUAUUGCCAUUCCCUGAUGGAUGUCCCAGAUGUUGUCCAUUUGAAUGUCGACCUGACAGCCCAAUGUUUGAUAUCCAGCCGGAUGGGAGUCCUCCUAUCUGCUCACCUACCAUGAUGCCAUCACCCUCCCCUUCGUCCGAGCCAUCAAUCAAUGCUUCCGUUGGUCCUUCUGCUACACCGUCAGAGGCGCCCACGGCUUGCAGUCACUUGAUCGACGAGUGCCCAGUGGCAUGUUGGGAGACUGAUUCCAGUGACCGUCCACCAAGUUGUGCAUCGACUGGAGAUACAUUAUGUAAUGCAUUGCCCCUUCCAAUUGGGAUACCCUGUGCGUGUUGUCCAGAUAGAUGUUUGGAUCCUCAAGAUCGAAUCGACUGCAGUCCGACGCCGCUACCAUCUCCUGUACCAUCAGCAGCUCCAUCGGCUUCACCAUCUUUGGUUCCGUCUGUGGCACCUACAGACCGACCAUCACCGAUUCCAUCACCAGGUCCAACAGUGCUACCAUCGCCACUACCGUCUCCUGAACCAAGUGCAACGCCAACAUCGUGCAGUCAUUUGAUCGACGAGUGUCCUAUUGCAUGCUGGGAGACUGACCCCAACGACCGUCCUUUGAGUUGUGCAUCUAUUGGAAGUACUCUUUGCAGAAACAUUCCACUGCCACCGGGCAUCGUUUGUGACUGCUGUCCGGACGAGUGUCUCGAUCCUCAAGAGAAACUCAAUUGCAGCCCAACACCAGUACCAUCACCAGUACCAUCUUCAGAACCUACACUGGCGGCUGUCAUUCUGAUGGAGACAACGAAGCCGAGUAACAGCCCGAGCAUGAUGCCAUCAGAAUGUGCAGAUGUCAUUGAUCGAUGUCCAUUUGACGCGUGCUUCCUUCCUUACACAGAUGCCAGUAGACCUGGCGACUGUACUGGAUCAGAAGUGAAUAGACCAGACUGUGAUAUGCUACCAUUCCCCGAUGGAUGUCCAAGGUGUUGUCCGUAUGAAUGUCGCCCCGAUAGUCCAAUGUUUGACAUUCAACCAAACGGAGAACCUCCGGUAUGCUUGCCUACCAUGGUCCCAUCGCCGUCGCCUUCAUUGGAGCCAUCCAUCGAAGCUUCUGUUGGUCCAUCGGCUACACCAUCGGAUACUCCCACAGCUUGCAGUCAUCUGAUUGACGAGUGUCCAGUGGCGUGUUGGGAGAUCAACCCCAAUGACCGUCCAGCAAGUUGUGCGUCGACUGGAAAUACGAUCUGCAAUCUAUUGCCACUACCAGCUGGAGUCAACUGCGACUGUUGUCCCGACCACUGCUUGAAUCCUCAAGACAGAAUUGACUGUAGUCCGACGCCAUUGCCGUCACCGAUUCCGUCACCUGGUCCAACAGACUUACCAUCCUUGAUUCCAUCAUCGAAGCCAACAGAUCUACCUUCCCCGGUUCCAUCCCCAGGCCCAACAGCGCUACCAUCACCUCUACCAACAGGAGAGCCAACGCUUUUGCCUACUGACCUACCAAGUCCUGUUCCAUCGGCCAUGCCCACUGAAUGCUCAUACUUGAUUGACAAAUGUCCAACGGCGUGCUUCGAAUCUGAUCCGUUCAUGAGGCCUCCAUUGUGUCUUGAUUUUGGUCGGCCAGAUUGUGAUGCCUUACCAUUUGACGAAGGCGGUUGUCCAGAGUGUUGUCCAACAGAGUGUCAUGGAGCAAAGGACCGAGUAGAUUGCAGCCCUACGCCGCUUCCGUCACCAGUUCCAUCUAGUGAUCCUACACCAAUGCCUACAGCAGCGCCUACAUUAUUGGAAACCCAAAAGCCAAGUAAUACCCCAAGUAUGAUGCCAUCAGAAUGCGCCAAUGUCAUUGAGCGUUGCCCGUUUGAUCCGGAUGGGAGUCCUCCUAUCUGCUCACCUACCAUGAUGCCAUCACCCUCCCCUUCGUCCGAGCCAUCAAUCAAUGCUUCCGUUGGUCCUUCUGCUACACCGUCAGAGGCGCCCACGGCUUGCAGUCACUUGAUCGACGAGUGCCCAGUGGCAUGUUGGGAGACUGAUUCCAGUGACCGUCCACCAAGUUGUGCAUCGACUGGAGAUACAUUAUGUAAUGCAUUGCCCCUUCCAAUUGGGAUACCCUGUGCGUGUUGUCCAGAUAGAUGUUUGGAUCCUCAAGAUCGAAUCGACUGCAGUCCGACGCCGCUACCAUCUCCUGUACCAUCAGCAGCUCCAUCGGCUUCACCAUCUUUGGUUCCGUCUGUGGCACCUACAGACCGACCAUCACCGAUUCCAUCACCAGGUCCAACAGUGCUACCAUCGCCACUACCGUCUCCUGAACCAAGUGCAACGCCAACAUCGUGCAGUCAUUUGAUCGACGAGUGUCCUAUUGCAUGCUGGGAGACUGACCCCAACGACCGUCCUUUGAGUUGUGCAUCUAUUGGAAGUACUCUUUGCAGAAACAUUCCACUGCCACCGGGCAUCGUUUGUGACUGCUGUCCGGACGAGUGUCUCGAUCCUCAAGAGAAACUCAAUUGCAGCCCAACACCAGUACCAUCACCAGUACCAUCUUCAGAACCUACACUGGCGGCUGUCAUUCUGAUGGAGACAACGAAGCCGAGUAACAGCCCGAGCAUGAUGCCAUCAGAAUGUGCAGAUGUCAUUGAUCGAUGUCCAUUUGACGCGUGCUUCCUUCCUUACACAGAUGCCAGUAGACCUGGCGACUGUACUGGAUCAGAAGUGAAUAGACCAGACUGUGAUAUGCUACCAUUCCCCGAUGGAUGUCCAAGGUGUUGUCCGUAUGAAUGUCGCCCCGAUAGUCCAAUGUUUGACAUUCAACCAAACGGAGAACCUCCGGUAUGCUUGCCUACCAUGGUCCCAUCGCCGUCGCCUUCAUUGGAGCCAUCCAUCGAAGCUUCUGUUGGUCCAUCGGCUACACCAUCGGAUACUCCCACAGCUUGCAGUCAUCUGAUUGACGAGUGUCCAGUGGCGUGUUGGGAGAUCAACCCCAAUGACCGUCCAGCAAGUUGUGCGUCGACUGGAAAUACGAUCUGCAAUCUAUUGCCACUACCAGCUGGAGUCAACUGCGACUGUUGUCCCGACCACUGCUUGAAUCCUCAAGACAGAAUUGACUGUAGUCCGACGCCAUUGCCGUCACCGAUUCCGUCACCUGGUCCAACAGACUUACCAUCCUUGAUUCCAUCAUCGAAGCCAACAGAUCUACCUUCCCCGGUUCCAUCCCCAGGCCCAACAGCGCUACCAUCACCUCUACCAACAGGAGAGCCAACGCUUUUGCCUACUGACCUACCAAGUCCUGUUCCAUCGGCCAUGCCCACUGAAUGCUCAUACUUGAUUGACAAAUGUCCAACGGCGUGCUUCGAAUCUGAUCCGUUCAUGAGGCCUCCAUUGUGUCUUGAUUUUGGUCGGCCAGAUUGUGAUGCCUUACCAUUUGACGAAGGCGGUUGUCCAGAGUGUUGUCCAACAGAGUGUCAUGGAGCAAAGGACCGAGUAGAUUGCAGCCCUACGCCGCUUCCGUCACCCGUACCAACCACAGAACCAACCAUACCAAAAGUGAUCAUAUUGGAGACUCAAAAGCCAAGUAAUACCCCAAGUAUGAUGCCAUCAGAAUGCGCCAAUGUCAUUGAGCGUUGCCCGUUUGAUGUAUGCUUCCUUCCAUAUUCAGACCCAAGCAGACCAGCUGACUGUACUGGAUCGGAAAUAAAAAGACCAGAUUGUGAUGUAUUGCCAUUCCCUGAUGGAUGUCCCAGAUGUUGUCCAUUUGAAUGUCGACCUGACAGCCCAAUGUUUGAUAUCCAGCCGGAUGGGAGUCCUCCUAUCUGCUCACCUACCAUGAUGCCAUCACCCUCCCCUUCGUCCGAGCCAUCAAUCAAUGCUUCCGUUGGUCCUUCUGCUACACCGUCAGAGGCGCCCACGGCUUGCAGUCACUUGAUCGACGAGUGCCCAGUGGCAUGUUGGGAGACUGAUUCCAGUGACCGUCCACCAAGUUGUGCAUCAACUGGAGAUACAUUAUGUAAUGCAUUGCCCCUUCCAAUUGGGAUACCCUGUGCGUGUUGUCCAGAUAGAUGUUUGGAUCCUCAAGAUCGAAUCGACUGCAGUCCGACGCCGCUACCAUCUCCUGUACCAUCAGCAGCUCCAUCGGCUUCACCAUCUUUGGUUCCGUCUGUGGCACCUACAGACCGACCAUCACCGAUUCCAUCACCAGGUCCAACAGUGCUACCAUCGCCACUACCGUCUCCUGAACCAAGUGCAACGCCAACAUCGUGCAGUCAUUUGAUCGACGAGUGUCCUAUUGCAUGCUGGGAGACUGACCCCAACGACCGUCCUUUGAGUUGUGCAUCUAUUGGAAGUACUCUUUGCAGAAACAUUCCACUGCCACCGGGCAUCGUUUGUGACUGCUGUCCGGACGAGUGUCUCGAUCCUCAAGAGAAACUCAAUUGCAGCCCAACACCAGUACCAUCACCAGUACCAUCUUCAGAACCUACACUGGCGGCUGUCAUUCUGAUGGAGACAACGAAGCCGAGUAACAGCCCGAGCAUGAUGCCAUCAGAAUGUGCAGAUGUCAUUGAUCGAUGUCCAUUUGACGCGUGCUUCCUUCCUUACACAGAUGCCAGUAGACCUGGCGACUGUACUGGAUCAGAAGUGAAUAGACCAGACUGUGAUAUGCUACCAUUCCCCGAUGGAUGUCCAAGGUGUUGUCCGUAUGAAUGUCGCCCCGAUAGUCCAAUGUUUGACAUUCAACCAAACGGAGAACCUCCGGUAUGCUUGCCUACCAUGGUCCCAUCGCCGUCGCCUUCAUUGGAGCCAUCCAUCGAAGCUUCUGUUGGUCCAUCGGCUAUGCCAUCACUGAAUCCCUCGCUGGUACCUUCAUUAGCUCCAACAGUCAAUGAACUGCUUGCUUGUCAGCUGAAUAUUGAUAUCGAUGAUAGCUGCAUAGUUGCAUGCAAUUUUGAUGUAUGCGUUGAGCGUCCCUUUCGAAUGCAAAUGCGGUAUAGCGGAGGCGGAUGUGAAGGUACAUCAUUCAAGCGUUGUCCACCUGAUGAUCCGGAUUCAUGUUCUUGUACAAAAGAAGAUACCACAUGCUCAACAUUGAAUGACAACAAUUCCUGCGAAGAUUUUGAUGUAGAGGGGAACGUUUGCAAUGAUCUUCAGCAGGCUUGUGAAAGAGGUGUCACCUUAGCCUCGACUUCAGGGUGUGGACCACCACCUUCAGAUGAAAACCACAUGGUAUACAUUGAAGCUUUCGGUCGGGAUGAGUUGUAUUUUGCGGGUCCGGUCAUUGUCAAUUCCACUUGGGAAGCAGUGACAACGCAGGUUGAAGUUGAAGCUUACACCGAUAUUUUCACGUACAAGUGGGAUGAUAAGACGGGAAAAGGGCGUCUAAUGCAGCAUGUGGUUUUUGAUAGCUCUUGUACGGAAAAGCUAGUCCUUGGGGAUCAGUUUGGGUGUCAGCAGCUACAUGAAAUGGAUUCUUACUGCCAGCCUUCAUGCAAUGAUGGAGGGUGUAUAGAUAUUACUGAAGGAGGCUUGACUUUUGGAAGAAGAAGGAUCUCCCUGCUCAUGGAGACGACUGCACAGAUCCGCCUUGAUAAACAUAUUGGCUCGAUCGCGAGAUCUGCAACAGAAAACAGUGUGCAGUUGGAACAGGUCCUUGGACUCUAUACACCAGUGGACUUUAGCUCCCCAAGUGCUUUGUUGAACUUCAGUGAUGCUAUUGGGAAAAUCGUGCCUCCUUCAAUUGAGCUGACUCAGGAUGGUCUCAUCAUUUCGCCACAAAGCAACUACAGUGUUGCUUCUAUUGUUACGGGGUUCCUCAAUUCUGACAGAUCAAGGCCAUGCCAACAAAUUGCCGAAGCACAGAUUGGAUGCCGCAGAGUUCCCCAGCUUCCGUGUCAAUGCCCACCAUGUCUUGCGAGCCAGCUAUCUACUUUACCUCCAGUUUCUGGAUCGCCGCCGUCAGGAGAGGGCCCACCACCAUCGGGAACUCCUCCAAGCCCCUCUGCACGACCUCCAACACCUCAGCGAACCACUCAUCCAACUCCUCAGCCAACGGCUGCGUCCAUCAUUUCAUCUACAUUGAGUCCAACACCUGUUCCACCUUCAAAGGGGGGCAAGGGGAAGGCAAAGAGUAAGGGAAAGAGUGGAAAGAGUAAAUCAAAAGGCGAAGGAAAGAGCGGUAAAAGCAAAUCAAAGGAUGACGGUAAGAGUGGCAAGAGUAAAUCGAAAGGCGAAGGAAAGAGUGGCAAGGGAAAAAGCGAUUCUGGAAAGAGCGCCAACAAAAGUACCAAGGGCGACGGAAAGACAGGUCAAUUUGGAAAAAGCGCUAACUCGAAGAGCACCAAGGGCAAGAGCGGCAAGAGCAACUUGGGCAAGAGUGAUGAUGAAGGCAAAAGUGACUUUGGCAAGAGCGCCACCAAGAGUACCAAGGGUGAUGGCAAGAGUGGCAAGACCGACUUGGGCAAGAGUGAUGAUAAAGGCAAAAGCGAAUCAAACAAGAGCGUCACCAAGAGUGGCAAGAGCGAUUCAGGUAAGGCUGAUGAUAAAGGAAAAAGUGACUCUGGCAAAAGCGCCACAAAGAGUGGCAAGAGCGACUCAGGCAAGGGCAACUCGGGAAAGAGUAAUGAUACAGGAAAAAGCGACUCAGGAAAGAGCGCCACCAAGAGUACCAAGGGUGUCAGCGGCAGUGCCAAGAGCAAUUCCGGAAAGAGUGCAGAUAAAGGAAAAACCGAUUUGGGAAAAAGCGUCACCAAGAGUACAAAGGGUGACAGCAAGAGUAGCAAGAGCGAUUCAGGUAAGAGUGCUGAGAAAGGAAAAAGCGGCUCGGGAAAGAGUGCCACCAAGAGUGCCAAGGGUGACAGCGGCAGUGCCAAGAGCGACUCGGGCAAGAAUGAUGCUACAGGCAAAAGCAAAUCAGACAAGAGUGCCACCAAGAGUGGCAAGAGCGAUUCAGGUAAGGCUGAUGAUAAAGGAAAAAGUGACUCUGGCAAAAGCGCCACAAAGAGUGGCAAGAGCGACUCAGGAAAGAGCAACUCGGGAAAGAGUAAUGAUACAGGAAAAAGCGACUCAGGAAAGAGCGCCACCAAGAGUACCAAGGGUGUCAGCGGCAGUGCCAAGAGCAAUUCCGGAAAGAGUAAUGAUACAGGAAAAACCGAUUUGGGAAAAAGCGUCACCAAGAGUACAAAGGGUGACAGCAAGAGUAGCAAGAGCGAUUCAGGUAAGAGUGCUGAUAAAGGAAAAAGCGACUCAGGUAAAAGCGUCACCAAGAGUACAAAGGGUGACGGCAAGAGUAGCAAGAGCGAUUCAGGCAAGAGUGCUGACAAAGGAAAAAAUGACUCAGGAAAGAGUGUCAGCAAGAGUACAAAGAGUAGCAAGAGCGACUCAGGCAAGAGUGCAGACAAAGGAAAAAGCGACUUGGGAAAGAGCGUCACCAAGAGUACAAAGGGUGAUGGCAAGAGUGCCACAAGCAACUCAGGAAAGAGCACCGGAAAAAAUGACUCUGGGAAGACCAACAAGGGUGACUCGACCAAAAAUGAUACUGGAAAGUCAAGCAAGGAUGAUGCUGGAAAGACUGAUACCGGCAAGAUCGGGAAGUGGGGAGGAAAGACUGGACAAAGUGAUACUGGAACAACCGAUCCAUUUGAUCAAUUUGGUGAUAGUAAUGCCGACUCUGGAAAGACAGGCAGUGGCCCCAAGGGCUCUGGAAAAAAUCCAGUGUCACUACCCACAUCCGCACCGCAGGAUUCAGGAAAAUCCAAAGACAAGGGUGACGGCAACAGUAGUAGCAAGAGCGAUUCAGGCAAGAGUGCAGACAAAGGAAAAAAUGACUCAGGAAAGAGUGUCAGCAAGAGUACAAAGAGUAGCAAGAGCGACUCAGGCAAGAGUGCAGACAAAGGAAAGAGCGCCUUGGGAAAGAGCGUCACCAAGAGUACAAAGGGUGAUGGCAAGAGUGCCACAAGCAACUCAGGAAAGAGCACCGGAAAAAAUGACUCUGGGAAGACCAACAAGGGUGACUCGACCAAAAAUGAUACUGGAAAGUCAAGCAAGGAUGAUGCUGGAAAGACUGAUACCGGCAAGAUCGGGAAGUGGGGAGGAAAGACUGGACAAAGUGAUACUGGAACAACCGAUCCAUUUGAUCAAUUUGGUGAUAGUAAUGCCGACUCUGGAAAGACAGGCAGUGGCCCCAAGGGCUCUGGAAAAAAUCCAGUGUCACUACCCACAUCCGCACCGCAGGAUUCAGGAAAAUCCAAAGACAAGGGUGACGGCAACAGUAGUAGCAAGAGCGAUUCAGGCAAGAGUGCAGACAAAGGAAAAAAUGACUCAGGAAAGAGUGUCAGCAAGAGUACAAAGAGUAGCAAGAGCGACUCAGGCAAGAGUGCAGACAAAGGAAAGAGCGCCUUGGGAAAGAGCGUCACCAAGAGUACAAAGGGUGAUGGCAAGAGUGCCACAAGCAACUCAGGAAAGAGCACCGGAAAAAAUGACUCUGGGAAGACCAACAAGGGUGACUCGACCAAAAAUGAUACUGGAAAGUCAAGCAAGGAUGAUGCUGGAAAGACUGAUACCGGCAAGAUCGGGAAGUGGGGAGGAAAGACUGGACAAAGUGAUACCGGAGCAACCGAUCCAUUUGAUCAAUUUGGUGAUAGUAAUGCCGACUCUGGAAAGACAGGCAGUGGCCCCAAGGGCUCUGGAAAAAAUCCAGUGUCACUACCCACAUCCGCACCGCAGGAUUCAGGAAAAUCCAAAGACAAGGGUGACGGCAACAGUAGUAGCAAGAGCGAUUCAGGCAAGAGUUCAAAAAAUGACUCAGGAAAGAGUGUCAGCAAGAGUACAAAGAGUAGCAAGAGCGACUCAGGCAAGAGUGCAGACAAAGGAAAAAGCGACUUGGGAAAGAGCGUCACCAAGAGUACAAAGGGUGAUGGCAAGAGUGCCACAAGCAACUCAGGAAAGAGCACCGGAAAAAAUGACUCUGGGAAGACCAACAAGGGUGACUCGACCAAAAAUGAUACUGGAAAGUCAAGCAAGGAUGAUGCUGGAAAGACUGAUACCGGCAAGAUCGGGAAGUGGGGAGGAAAGACUGGACAAAGUGAUACCGGAGCAACCGAUCCAUUUGAUCAAUUUGGUGAUAGUAAUGCCGACUCUGGAAAGACAGGCAGUGGCCCCAAGGGCUCUGGAAAAAAUCCAGUGUCACUACCCACAUCCGCACCGCAGGAUUCAGGAAAAUCCAAAGACAAGGGUGACGGCAACAGUAGUAGCAAGAGCGAUUCAGGCAAGAGUUCAAAAAAUGACUCAGGAAAGAGUGUCAGCAAGAGUACAAAGAGUAGCAAGAGCGACUCAGGCAAGAGUGCAGACAAAGGAAAAAGCGACUUGGGAAAGAGCGUCACCAAGAGUACAAAGGGUGAUGGCAAGAGUGCCACAAGCAACUCAGGAAAGAGCACCGGAAAAAAUGACUCUGGGAAGACCAACAAGGGUGACUCGACCAAAAAUGAUACUGGAAAGUCAAGCAAGGAUGAUGCUGGAAAGACUGAUACCGGCAAGAUCGGGAAGUGGGGAGGAAAGACUGGACAAAGUGAUACCGGAGCAACCGAUCCAUUUGAUCAAUUUGGUGAUAGUAAUACCGACUCCGGAAAGACAGGCAGUGGCCCCAAGGGCUCUGGAAAAAAUCCAGUGUCACUACCCACAUCCGCACCGCAGGAUUCAGGAAAAUCCAAAGACAAGGGUGACAGCAACAGUAGUGGCAAGAGUGAUUCAGGCAAGAGUGUAGACAAAGGGAAAAGCGACUUGGGAAAGAGCGUCACCAAAAGUACAAAGGGUGACGGCAAGAGUGCCACAAGCAACUCAGGAAAGAGCACCGGGAUCAAUGAUUCCGGGAAGAACAAUUCUGGAAAGACCAACAAAGGUGACUCAGCCAAAAAUGAUACUGGAAAGUCAAGCAAGGAUGAUGCUGGAAAGACUGAUACCGGCAAGAUCGGGAAGUGGGGAGGCAAGAUUGGCCAAAGUGAUACCGGAGCAACCGAUCCAUUUGAUCAAUUUGGUGAUAAUAAUGCCGACUCCGGAAAGACUGGCAGUGGCCCUAAGGGCUCUGGAAAAAAUCCAGUGUCUCUACCCACAUCCGCACCAAAAGAUUCAGGAAAAUCCAAAGACAGUGACAACGGCAAGGCUGGAAAGAACAAUUCCGGCAAGGACGACGCUGGAAAGACCAGUAAGGAUGAUUCCGGCAAGACUGGUAAGCAUGAUACCGGGAAGAAUAAUGAUGGUAAGACUGGCAAGGAUGACUUGGGCAAGACUGGAAAGAUUGAUGCUGGAAAGACUGAUACCGGCAAGAUCGGAAAGUGGGGAGGCAAGACUGGCCAAAGUGAUACUGGUACGACAGAUCCAUUGAAUCAAUUUGGUGAAAGUGAUACUGACUCCGGAAAGACUGGCAGUGGCCCAAAGGGUUCUGGAAAGAAUCUGGUCUCUCUACCCACAUCUGCACCAAAGGAUUCAGGAAAAUCCAAAGACAGUGACAACGGUAAGGCUGGAAAGAACAAUUCCGGCAAGGACGACCCUGGAAAGACCAGUAAGGAUGAUUCCGGCAAGACAGAUGCUGGGAAGACUGGCAAGAGUGAUGAUUCUGGAAAGACCAACGGCAAGGCUGGAAAGAACAAUUCUGGCAAGGACGACGCUGGAAAGACCAGUAAGGAUGAUUCUGGCAAGACAGAUGCUGGUAAGACUGGCAAGAGUGAUGAUUCGGGAAAGACCGGUAAGACGGAUGCUGGGAAGACUGGCAAGAAUGAUUUGGGGAAGACCGAUACUGGAAAGACUGGCAAGGAUGACUCUGGAAAGACUAGUGCUGGGAAGACUGGCAAGAAUGAUGGUGGAAAGACAGGCAAGAAUGAUUCAACUAAGAAUGAAGGUGGAAAGACGAGUGCUGGGAAGACUGGGAAGAAUGAUUCUGGAAAGAAUGUUGUUGGAAAGAACCCAGUCUCCCCUCCCACACUCCAGGCUGUAACUUUUGAAAAUCCAACAUCCCCCCCUGAUUCGGCGGCACAAUUGAUGAGCCAAACUCUGCCUUUGUGCGACUUGGACCUUACCUUCUUGAACCAAUGCAGCCAUGAAUGCCGCCAUGAAGUAUGCACUGAGACACCAUACCGGAUGCAAAUGAGAUACAAUGGUGGAGGUUGCUAUGGCACAAGUUUCAAGAGAUGUCGGGGAAACAAUGUUGAUUACUGUUCCUGUGACAAACAAGAGCUUUCUUGUUCAGAAUGGAAUUCCGCCAACACAUGCGAGGAUUUCACCAUGGAUGGAAGAGUAUGCAAUUCGGAUAAUGCAGCCUGUGCUGACCAGAAUAACAAGAACCCCACACCCGGAUGCGGCCCGCCAGCGUCAACUGAAACCCACAAUGUGUAUAUUGAAGCAUUUGGAGGGAACGAACUAUACUUCUCCGGACCAGUCAGUGCAGGCUCGACUUGGGAGUUGAGCACCGAGGGCGAGAAAGUGGCAGACAACACCGACAUUUUCACAUAUGAAUGGAUUGAUGGUAUUGGCAAGGGCAGAAUACUGCAGCACGUUGUCUUCCACAGCUCCUGCUCUGAUGAUAUGUCUGCCGGUGAUCGAUUUGGAUCGCAACAACUUCUCGGAUUUGAUGCAUUCUGUGAUGUUUCAUGCAGGGAUGGAGGUUGCAAGGAAGUAACAGAGAACGGGAACACAUUUGGACGUCGGCGCACAUCCUCGAUCCUUGAAGAUGUGUCGUCGCUUCGACUUGGCUUGGGCGCUGGCUCUAUGCACAGCAGCGUACAACUGGAGCAUGUCCUAACAAUGUAUACUCCGAGCGACUUCAGCUCACCACCACAAAUCUUCAACUUCACCAAAGCGAUGGGAGAGACAGUACGGUCAGCGGUACAACUUGAUCUAUCAGGCCUUCAAUUGUCUUUUGGAAAGGAUUACUCAGUCGCAGCAAUUGUUACUGGUUUCUUGAAUGGUGAUAGAUCUGCUCGAUGUCAACAAGUUGCUCAAUCGCAACUCAGUUGCGAGAAAAGAGCGACUCUGCAGUGCAGUUGUCCUCCAUGUUUGGGGGAAAGCUUGGCAGGUCUUUCCGGUCCGGGCAAAGAUGGCUCCAAUGGCGGAGGUAGCCCAACGCCAAAGGCAUCAUCUAAGACCAAACCGUCGAACAAGUCCAGCAAGGACAAGGAUAAGGACAAGGAUAAGGACAAGGGAAAGAAUCCACCUCAAGCACCAAAGCCGACGAAUGCACCAUUGAUAAGUCCUCCUAUUUCGAGGCCAACAAAACCACCAGGAAGGCCACCAGCUUUGAACAACCCCCCUCCGGUAUCUAAUAAAGGCAGCGGAAAGAAUGACACGCCGGCCAAUACCAAGGCUCCCAAAGAUUCGGGCACGGAGUCGAGUGGAAAGGAAACCAAGAAGAUGACUGCCAUCACCCGAUCUGAUGGCAAGUAG
Cylindrotheca closterium is the source of this 24975-nucleotide messenger RNA. The record is from the annotation of a GenBank genome assembly. Lineage: Eukaryota; Bacillariophyta; Bacillariophyceae; Bacillariales; Bacillariaceae.